GCUCCGAACUAGUCGUUCUAUAGCCAUAUCUAGAAUCGACCGCGCAUCGAAGGGUCAGGCUGCAACAAGGAUCCACUCGAACGUACGCAGCCACAAAUCUACCGUGGGAACGACGGAGCAGUAUGCAAGGCGAUGGUGAUCAAGUAGGCGCAGUCGUCGAAGAUGAUGCACCCAUACAAGCAAAUUCAUUGCCAGGGACGCAGGUUGGUGAAACAAGCGAGGUUUUGCAGGAACUUGAUUCGCCUACGCAACCCGGCAGCGAGCGGUUGCUACGGGAUCCCUAUGAAGGAGGUCCUCUGAGGAGUCCCUUGAUCGCUUCCUCAUCGGGAAAUCAAGCGCACACUAACACUGUUGCCGGGGCAGGCAAUCGGAACGUGCAUGAACAAAGCGUGGGUGCAGCGUCAAAUCAACAUGCUGCUGCCCCAGAACCGCUGCAAACUUUGUCCGACGCCUUCGAGUCUCUUUCCAUCCCAGCUUCUCAAGUAACGCAACCGUCGUAUGAGGACCGCACCGAUCUUCCAGCAGCAAACGCGGCUGCAAUGCCCGCUGUCAACCCGUCAGCCAUAUUGGAGACCGCACUACGAGCGUGGCCGUUACUCAGCGUCCUCGACACACGUGAACCGCCGCAGGCCCCUCCGUCGGGAACACCCGGGCAAGCAGAAGGACAGGGUCUUUCCACUGCAGGGUCAUCACAGCCGCUCUCACCUGACGCCAUGUUCAAAGAAAGUUGUGAAAUAACAUAUGCUACGUUGAGCGCUCGCAUCAUUCAUGGUGUGUACCGUCAGCGUUCCACAUUUCAUCAGCCUUCGUCAGAUCCGCCUGCCAACACAUUUCAGAACGGAACCCAUAGCGCAGACCGUUCACGGGAGAGAAACGUAAGCGGCGCCUCCGAAGCACCGGAUGACGGUGCGCUUUCUCCGCGGCGGGCGACACACGACGACGCUCAGGAUGCCACUGCGAACAUCCGAACGCGUAUCGCAGGCCCGAGUUUGGAGCGCUUGGUCGGCGCACAUACACGAAGGAUGACGCUCGGCCAGCAAAACGAAGCAAGCAUACGAGUGCGUGUUCUUCCGGACCUCGAAGUUUUGGAACAAGAGCCCUGCCAUAUUAAGCUAAAGCUUGCCAGUGAGGAAGCCGGAGUGGAGGAAAGAACACAUCAUCUUGCCGAAUGGGAAACGUUCACAAGGGCACUGCUGACUGUUCACGUUUGUAUUCAGACCUUGAUUGUGAGAAUCUCGGCAGUCUCCCGCCCACCAGGACACUUCUACCGGCGCUUCAAUUUGGCAUGUGGAGCCGCAGUGAUAGACGUUGAAGUCUCUGCAUUUCCCGACCCAUGCAUAGACUUUGUGUUACCGUAUUUGCGCAGGCUAUGUCGACUAAGAAUGGCCGAACAGGCUGCUACACGCUUUCAGAACAUCAUUCUGCUAAAUCAUGACGUCCGGCGACAGGAGAUGCUCCGUGAAUUGCUCCAGAUGGAUGCUCGUCUCGGAUUGGACAUUAGCAACAGCAACCUCGCACGAAUAUUGGACACUACCACGGAGAUGCCCUUUCUGCGCGAGCUCGUAAUAGACCUCAAGAACACUGCCACUGGACCAUGCGAACCUCUACAAAUCUUCCUGAACCUGACGCGCCACAUUUCCACUGACGUUCGGAGACUGAGGUACGAGGUCGACGAGACCUACGCCCACUUCCUGUGCUGCCAGUGCGCCCACUAUCACGGCGUAAGCACUACGACAGGGGUUGAGACAAGCAUAAUACCGACACUCUGCGCCCGUCGCGAGCUGACAUGUUCCACAGGCGACUUGGUGCCGUACAUAGUUAGUGUAACACAUCCUGCAAUGCAUGGUACUUAUGCUUUUCAUAUGCUUGCUAUUGUUCGCAUGCGUGACGAAGAUCAGCGUCAGUAGAUUUGAGAAUCAGAGGGUUUAGGCGAACUGCAAAAGAUAUUGGAAGGUUAUCCGCAAUUUCUGACAAACGUAGAGCAUGCCGUUCUCACCGUUGUAGGACACUGACACCUGAUCUAAGAAUGUGCCUCAGAGCAGAUACGUCAGCAACGUUGUUUCUUGCAAGUGCAUAUUUUUUAUAGAUUGACAAACUUCCGCUUCUCUUGCGUUAGAGGAAUGCGAAAAUAUAGACGACCUAUCCAGAUUUGGAAAAUAAUUUUUGUUUGCGACACUGCUAACAAUGAGAUCAAGAUAAGGCAUGCCGCUUACGUCAAGCAAAAGUGAGCCUAACACAACAGAGAACAAUUGGAUGCUAGAUGAAACCACUUGCAAAUGUAUGCCGUCGGGCUAUGUGUAUAUGUUUGCCAGGUCCGUUGAUGCAGUGACGGCUUGUUUAAGGCGAAACUGUCUGAUGGAUGUCAGAAUUUUUUUAAAUGCUUUAAGAGCUGAUCUGUAAAAUAUCAAAUCUGAA
Messenger RNA from Dermacentor albipictus, 2415 nucleotides. Lineage: Eukaryota; Metazoa; Arthropoda; Arachnida; Ixodida; Ixodidae. The record is from RefSeq and is a predicted model, not a curated record.